AAGACUUCACCUCCAGACUCCUAUAAAACCCAGUGGACUACACAAACGAACGAAAGCCAUAGGCCGGAAGGAACUUCAAUCGCGUGCUUAGCGAGAGGGAUUUGACCCGCGGUACACGCAUCAGUGAAUGAAACUCCGCACGCCGAUCUUCACUUCGCGGCGCAUUCACCUCGAAAAUUUUACCAAACAAAGAGUCUCGUUAACGUCUCUUGUUUCCUCACCUUCUACCCCCUGCGUUGGUCGGGGCUCCCUUGCCGUACCCUGUCGAACCAUCACAUCAUCAAUGACGUCCGAAGUCCCCUCGACUUCCACGUCACCCUCUGCUCCCGCACAGCACAAACCUCUGGUCGUUGGCCGCACCAAACCUCAGUCUGCCACCAUGGAUGCCUCAUCGAGUAGCGGCCCUGUUGACAAAGCCAUCCCCGCUGAGACCAAGGCAGCCCUCAACCACGAGAUCGCCGAGAACGUCAAAUCCAACACCUCAGCCCCCGCCCCCGCAGAGGGAACCACCAAUCCGUCCACCAACAACAAAAAGAAAGAAAAGGCGCCAAAGCAGCCCAAGCAGCCCAAAGCCCCCGCCACGCCCGCAGCGCCGGUGUCGCCCGCCCUCAUCGACUUGCGAGUCGGCCACAUCCUUCGCGCGAUCGCACACCCCAACGCCGAUUCCCUCUACGUCUCCACCAUUGCCAUGGGCGACCCUGAAGGAACAGAACACACCCAAGUGGACGAAGAGACAGGCAAAGUUGUGCGGACGGUAUGUUCAGGUCUGAACGGACUGGUUCCGCUGGAGGAAAUGCAAAACCGAAAAGUCGUGGUUGUGGCGAACCUGAAGCCGGUGAACAUGCGCAGCAUUAAAUCCGCGGCCAUGGUGCUGGCUGCGUCCCCGCCGGCGGAAGAAGGCGCAGACCCGCACGCAGCUGAUCGCAUUGUGGAACUCGUCAAUCCCCCGGAGGGAAGCGAAGCGGGUGAUAAAGUCUACUUUGAGGGCUGGCCGUACGGCGAAGGCAAGGGGCCGGAGAAGCAGUUAAACCCGAAGAAGAAAGUGUGGGAAAGCGUACAACCGGGCUUCUUCACGAGUGAGGAGUGUGCGGUUGGGUUUGAUGCGGGCAGGCCCGGCGUGGAGAUUGAGGGCGACAAGGAGAAGAAAGGCUGGUUGAUCGUGGAGGGAAAGGGGAAAUGUACGGUCCAGACGCUGAAGGGAGCCGUGGUGAGGUGAUCCGUCGUCGGUGUCGAGAUGAACUCGCCUGUCCAGUCACCAAAGGAUCCCAGGCGUAUCUGGCGUCGGUGACCAAAAAAACGGACGGAAUGUGCCUUCUCUUCUCAUGAGGAGGACCUCAAAAAUGAUUCAUGCGGUGCGUGCGGAGAUGAAAUGGUCUACGAAAUAAAAGGAUCGGACCGAUGAGAUAGAGCAUAGAGCCCAUGUACGAGCGUCGUGUCGCGCUGCAUCGUCUCGCAUCGCAGCAGGGAACCGAGGGAGCAGGACAGAUACUGUAGAUCCUCGCGCCAAAAGACCCGUGGUGCAGGGAACAAGAUACCCCCGUUUGCUUGGAAGAGCAAGAUCUGGAACCGGACCUGAACUCCAGACCAAGAUGUAAGAUGCAAGGCUUGGGGCUGAGCCUCCGUCGUAGCCCAGAGCUGAUGCUGGAGCGGCAUUGAUGGCAUGAUAUGGUGGAUGCAAGUCUCUUCGCUCUACGCAUGACGGGGAUCCAGUUGCAUGUACUGUACAUAUUAUAUGGAUACACGCAGACAGGAAAUUCUAG
Messenger RNA from Cladophialophora immunda, 1760 nucleotides. RefSeq lists its product as uncharacterized. Bases 128 to 1216 code for a protein of 362 amino acids. The record is from RefSeq and is a predicted model, not a curated record. NCBI's taxonomy places the organism in Eukaryota, Fungi, Ascomycota, Eurotiomycetes, Chaetothyriales, Herpotrichiellaceae. The transcript has a single exon. Gene Ontology annotation, cellular component: methionyl glutamyl tRNA synthetase complex. Gene Ontology annotation, molecular function: tRNA binding.